This is a messenger RNA of Pristis pectinata (smalltooth sawfish), 1106 nucleotides long. RefSeq names its product adenylate cyclase type 2. Gene Ontology annotation, biological process: adenylate cyclase-inhibiting G protein-coupled receptor signaling pathway; intracellular signal transduction; cAMP biosynthetic process. The record is from RefSeq and is a predicted model, not a curated record. Gene Ontology annotation, molecular function: adenylate cyclase activity. NCBI's taxonomy places the organism in Eukaryota, Metazoa, Chordata, Chondrichthyes, Rhinopristiformes, Pristidae. The transcript has 3 exons. Bases 9 to 344 code for a protein of 111 amino acids.
UGGCCCUGAUGGGGAAGCUGGACUUCAUCAAUAAGCACUCGUUCAAUGACUUCAAGCUGCGUAUCGGCAUUAACCACGGGCCGGUGGUUGCCGGCGUGAUCGGGGCACGGAAGCCCCAGUAUGACAUCUGGGGCAACAGUGUCAACGUGGCGAGUCGGAUGGACACAACAGGGGUCCUGGGCAGGAUACAGGUGACGCAAGAGACCAGCAGGGUCCUACAACGCCUGGGCUACACCUGCCACAACCGCGGACUGAUCAAGGUCAAGGGCAAGGGUGACCUCCGCACCUACUUUGUGUCCACCGACAUGCCCCGCUCCACUUCCCAGGGCAACGUGCUCAACUGACCCUCCAAUACCCCCAACCCCACCCCCCCCCCGCUCCACCCCGAUCGGGCCACGCCCCACGGAGGUCAAGGGGCAGCCGGUGACCUCGCUUGUCCGCCGGGAUGGAGACGGCACUGCCGGGAGCCAGGAGCGGGAGGGCCUGCCCUGUGGACGGACGAUCGGGAGGGAGCUGCGGAGGAUUUCCGAUCGCCGCCGGACUCCUCUCCGGGGCGUCAGAGGGGGCUGGUGUGACGUCCCGCGCCGAGAGGGGAGCUCGUGGGAUCUUCCCCGCGGCCGGUCGACGUCUCACAGCGAACGGGGUCGGCUCUCGCCCGGUUGGAUGUCCCGUCCGUCGCCGUGUGCUGUUGCUUCGCUGAACUUGUUCUGUGUGCUGUGUCUGCCCUUGGGACCGUCUCUGUCACCCACGGUCGCGUCUGGUGUCAACGCAGGCAGUGCCUGUCUGCAUCUGACCCCGCGCCUGGGAAUGUGUGACGGGACGGUGCUGGGGGGAGCCUCACCCUGUGUCCGACCCCCUCCCUGGGAGUGUGUGACGGGACGGUGCGGGGGGAGCUUCGCCCCGUGUCUGACCCUGUCCCAGCCCCAAGAGCACUUGCUGGAACAAACAAAAUAUUGAGCACCUCCGAAUUCUCCGCACGUAUCAUCAGAAGGAAUCUCAGACCCACCCUCGAUGGGACGAUCUUUCCCCAUGUGUUAAUCUGGUGCCCUUACACCGCCAGGCUGUCAUCUAGUGUUCUGCUGCAAUAAAAUAGUUCCGUUCUUUGA